This is a messenger RNA of Monosiga brevicollis MX1, 1568 nucleotides long. RefSeq lists its product as uncharacterized. Gene Ontology annotation, biological process: regulation of transcription by RNA polymerase II; protein sumoylation. The transcript has 12 exons. The record is from RefSeq and is a predicted model, not a curated record. Lineage: Eukaryota; Choanoflagellata; Craspedida; Salpingoecidae. The coding region runs from base 1 to 1491 and encodes 496 amino acids. Gene Ontology annotation, molecular function: zinc ion binding; SUMO ligase activity; transcription coregulator activity.
AUGGCACAUCUCCACUAUCAAAUGAGUCGAAUGAAGGACGACCAGAUCCUCAAGGCGCUGCGCGUCAACGAGCUGAAGGGUGUCCUUAGGGCCCUUGGCACCAGUACAACUGGCAAUCGUAGCCUACUGGUCCAGCGAAUUAAGGCUUAUCUCGACUCGGCCGACCAACACACGCACCGCAUAACACGCAGCAACCUCGAGCACUUUUAUCAUCAACUACUUGAUGAGAGAGACACCAACAACGCCUCGGCACGGGCUAGCGCAACCACGAGUAGCCCAUCAAGACCAGCCACAGUGUCAAGCUCGCCACAAAGCACGGCCCAUUCACAUCCACCUGCGCCAAAGCCUCAGAUGAAGCACACCCCUUUUCUGGAAAGCGUAAUCUCCGUCAUCCCGCCACAGCUCAUGACCACAGGCGCCAUGCAUCGCGUUGGUCCCGCGGGACGACCUGCAUAUUAUUUCCAUGCCGAGCUGAGUCCACAACAAGUGAUGCUGCUGCAGUCGGUCACGCCAACGAACAAGCCUUUUCGACUCUUUCUACGCGUUGGCCACAAACGUAAAGGCGACGCCUACUAUAGCGACGAAUUUCCUAGAAACGGCAGCUGGCAAAUCAACGACCGGACACCAGUUGAUCGUCUGAGCUUGCGGGGCCGACCGCUGGAUAUCACGCCGUACGUUCAUAUCAAUAACCCACCCAUGGCCACGCGCAUCAAAAUCGAGGGUAUUCGAACCACAGACCAGGUUCAAAACUUCGACGUCGCACUGGUUGAGGUUGUGAUAGCCAACGAAGUGUCUCCAACGGAAUUGUUCCAUGGACUACUUCAUCUUGAGGCCGAGGCAGGAAGAGCUUGGGCACAACAAAAGCUCGCUUCCCCCGAAAGUGAAGGCGGAGACGAGGACCUGAUUGUCAACACGACCGAAUCCAUCAGCUUGAAGUGCCCCUUGAGCCACAAGCGCAUCUCAACACCCGCACGCGGCGAGUACUGUAAUCAUCUUCAAUGCUUUGACGCUCUCACCUAUAUCCAGAUGAAUGCGUUGCAGUGUCGCUGGAAUUGCCCCAUUUGUCACCGCCCAAUUCUGAUUCAAGGCCUGCGCAUUUGUGACUGGAUGACUGGGGUGCUUGAGCUAGCACCGUCGGACUGUGAACAUGCACUCGUGCAUCCAGACUUGCGCGUGGAAUACGCGCCUUCUUCGAUGCCCACUUCACCAUCAAGCGAUGCGGGACCCCAUGCGCUUAGCUCGAUGAAGCAGGAGGCGAAGGACGAAUAUCCUGUUGACUUGAGUCCAGAAGAUCUCAGCGAGCUGGUACGGAUGCUCGAGGAAGACGACCGCUUGAGCCAGUCACAAAGCGCCGACGCUCCAGACGUCGCGGCUGCCAGCAUCACCGUCAGUGCGCCACCAGCCAAGCGAGCUCACACAGAGCCAUCGGCAUUGCCGUCUGCUGCCGGUCCCGCGCGAGGAUCGCGCCAUGACCCGAUUCUUCUGGACUGAGAAUGACUUUUUGCUCGACCAUCUCAUUCCCUACUAGUUGCUAUAAACGUAUCAAAUCCCAGACUUUUACAUUCUGA